Messenger RNA from Zalophus californianus (California sea lion), 2382 nucleotides. RefSeq lists its product as uncharacterized. NCBI's taxonomy places the organism in Eukaryota, Metazoa, Chordata, Mammalia, Carnivora, Otariidae. The transcript has a single exon. Bases 930 to 1991 code for a protein of 353 amino acids. The record is from RefSeq and is a predicted model, not a curated record.
CUGGGAUCAUGACCUGAGGCGAAGGCAGACGCUUAACGACUGAACCACCCAGGCGCCCAACACAACCUUGUCCUGCUGAGACAUCUUGCAUCUCCAAACAUGGAGAGAGGUAAUAAGAAUUGAAAAACAACAAGAAAAAAAAAUUGAUGUGAAUUUAUUUUCAUUGUAAAAGAAUGCACAAUAUCUAAGCACACCUCUUUUUGAGGGGUAACACAAAACGGCACCGACGUUGGACACCUCUUGGGUUAGCAGGUGGAAAGCUAGGGAAGGCUUCCCACAUGCUCCUGUGUGAGGGCUGCAGUCAUGUGGUGUGACGCUGCAGUCAGGGGCCAAAGUGCCCUCGUGCGGGCACAAGGACCCAUCAAGGCCAUGAGGCUUUCACACUGUUGCUACUUUGGUCCUCGCUACAGGGCAGGGAGGGGGCCAGGGCAAGCCAGCUUUCCUAAGGGAGGCUGAGCUUCAGGGGUGGCCCCGUGUCAAAGGUCCAGGCGGUGGCCAAGCCAGGCCUCCUGACCUCAUCAGCCCCACAUUCUUCCCCUGGGGCCACCCUGCCUCCUCCAUCUUUCUAUCAGCCCCUACACUUUGUUCUGCAUAGGCAUCAGGUGUCGCUCUCCCCCAGGAGACACCAUCUGGCUUUCUGUCUUCAGGGGAGGGAAGGUGGAGGGCAAUGAGGGGAUCAGGUUUUAGUCAGCUGUUCUCUCAGUGCCUUGAAUAAAGCCAGGCCCACAGAGUGCUCAACUAAUGUGGAGAGAAUGAGUGAUGUGAACUACCCCAGCUGGAAUUCUCCAGAACAUGACAGGUGGGAGGAUGCAGCCUCCUGAGCAGAGAGACCUGGGAGGGUGCUGGUUCCAUCCCCCAAGGGCACACUGAGAGGGCAGAGAAGAGUGAAGCCGGGUCUGCAGACAGGGACCCUCUACCGGAACUCUACCAUGACCCCAGGUGUUAAAACCCCAGGGCUGGCCCCACGGGUCUCAUCUUCCAUUCACUCCGUGCCCGGGGCCUGCUACAGCCUCAUGUCUGAGCUGAAGCUCCUUCACCAGGGCACUUCCAUCACCUUCCCAUUACCACACCCCACUGCUGGCUUUCUGACCUUCAUUGGAGAGCCCCACAGCAACCUCCCUUCUCGGGCCCUCUCCCCCAGCACCAAAUCUCUCAGGCAGCGUUCACCUGACUCCUGCCCUUGGCCUGCUCAUGAUGUGUGGUGUUUUUCUGGGUCCCUGGAGGGUCCCCUUCCAAAGGCCUCUCAUCAGCAACUUCGGCUUUCAUCCUCACUGGAGGCCAAAGACCAAGCCCCCUUAUUGGGCUGCGGAUCCGGCACGUCCGCUGCCACUCAUCAUUUCCCUCCAGGUCUCACAGGCAAUCGUCCCAAACAAAACUCCUCACCUUCUCCCUGGAAAACUGCUCUUCAGCCUGUUUCCCUCACCUUUGUUGGCAGCAACACCAUUCCCCCAAGCCCUCAAGCAAGAAACCGGGGAACCAUCCUCACCGCUCCUUUCCUGACCCUCACGACCCAGGGGCCCCUAAGUCCCGUCAAUCCCAGCUUCUGCUCUCUCUCCACCUGUUCUCCUGCCCCCCCUUGUCUCCAGCUACGUUUGCUCCUAUCUGGACUCCCUGACGCCAGCCUUAAUCCUCUCCCUAUCCACCUUCUACCUGCCAACACAGCGAAUCUGCUCACUUCAGAGUCUGAUGGCGUCGGCACUGUCCGAAGGCCCCUCACCGCCUGGCUCCUGUCAACGCCCCCUCCGCCCCCCCGGUUGGCUCUAGGACUACUGAAAUCUUCCCAAGAGUCAUCCCAGGUGGGGCUCCUCCCUGGGAACAUCCCACUGCCUAGAAGGCACACCCCCCUGCACGCGGCUGGCCAACUCUACCCAUCCUGUCAGGCAAAGCCAAGACUUCCCAGAAAGCCUCUCCUGGAAACCCUCCUCACCAGUACACCCUGCCCUGCAACUGAAGCCCAAUCCUUCUGCUACCUCUACCACACGAAAUCAUAAUUCACUUGCUGACCGGCCUGCCUGUUAUUAGGGCGGUAGUUUGUUGAAUGAAAUAAGUGCUAUUUCACCGAAUCUGAUACGACAUCAAUUUUAAGUUUACUAUUAAGUACCACUAAGGAAAAAACAGUGCCAACUCAACCACACCAUCCACUGUGUAAAGGACACAGCACAAGCGUAUAGAGGUUAAUGUGAAAACGUGUGCACUUUAAACUGAUGAGCUAUGGUAAUGAGCCACGUUUACAGCCAUGGAUGUGGGUGGAAGGUCUGUCCAACCAUUCUAGGAGAGCAGUGUGAAAAGGGCUUCAAUCGGGGCAGCGAGCUGGCAAAAACCAAGCCAGGGUGGAGAGAUGGCACAGGGCACCUGGAGGCUGGCCAGGCAGUGGGGGCCACC